Micropterus salmoides (largemouth bass) is the source of this 6326-nucleotide messenger RNA. RefSeq names its product inactive ubiquitin carboxyl-terminal hydrolase 54-like. Gene Ontology annotation, biological process: protein deubiquitination. Gene Ontology annotation, molecular function: cysteine-type deubiquitinase activity. The record is from RefSeq and is a predicted model, not a curated record. Lineage: Eukaryota; Metazoa; Chordata; Actinopteri; Centrarchiformes; Centrarchidae.
AUGAAUGAGGGACGAGUCUUCGCUCGCACUUCACUGAGCUCUUUGUCCGUCAUCACAGACACUAAAUCACAGCCGGCGGGGCCGAGAGGGACAGUAACCAUCAAACACGCCAGCGUUCUGUGGCAUCUCGAUAUCUUCCGACGUAGUUUCCGUCAGCUGACGACUCACAAGUGUAUGGAGGACUCGUGCAUUUUCUGCGCCCUGAAGAGCAUCUUCGCUCAGUUUCAGUACAGCAGUGAGAAAGUUCUACCGUCCGACGCUCUCCGCAGCGCCGCCAAAACCUUCCAGGACGAGCAGAGGUUUCAGCUCGGCAUCAUGGACGACGCAGCAGAGUGCUUUGAAAACAUCCUGAUGAGGAUUCACUUCCACAUCGCAGACGAGACCAAAGAAGAUAUCUGCACAGCCAGACACUGCAUCCCCCACCAGAAGUUUGCCAUGACGCUCUUCGAACAGUGUGUGUGCAGCAGCUGUGGAGCGUCCUCAGACCCUCUGCCGUUCAUUCAGAUGGUUCACUACAUCUCCACCACCUCGCUGUGCAACCAGGCAGUGAAGAUGUUGGAGUCGAGGGAGAAAGCGACUCCUGGCAUGUUUGGGGAGCUGCUGAGAAACGCCAGCAUGGGAGACCUGCGCAGCUGUCCCAGUCAGUGUGGUCAGCAGCUCAGGAUGGCUCGGGUCCUCCUCAACAGCCCGGAGAUCAUCACCAUCGGUCUGGUUUGGGACUCGGAUCACUCUGACCUUGCUGAGGACGUCAUACACACCCUGGGAACCUGCCUGCGCCUGGGCGAUUUGUUUUACAGGGUCACGGAGGAGAAGGCUCGCCAGGCGGAGCUCUACCUGGUCGGCAUGGUGUGUUACUACGGGAAACACUACUCCACCUUCUUCUUCCAGACAAAGAUCAGACGAUGGAUGUACUUUGAUGAUGCACACGUCAAGGAGAUCGGUCCCAAGUGGAAGGACGUGGUCUCACGCUGCAUCAAGGGCCACUACCAGCCGCUGCUACUGCUGUACGCCGACCCGCGGGGGACGCCGGUGUCGGUCCAGGACCUGCCCUCGCGCUUCGACCUCCACCACCUCAACAAGGCUUGUUACGACAGCGAAGAUUCGGGCCGCGAGCAGUCCAUCUCCAGCGACACUCGCACCGAUUCGUCGACGGAGAGCUACUCAUACCGACAGCCCUCCCACUCGCACCAUGAGUCCCUGGCCAGUCACUACUCCUCUGACUCCCAGGGAACCGUCAUCUGCACCGAGCGCCCAGACGGACCGCUGCACGCCUCGCUCUGCAGCCUGGAUACCAUAGGCCACGUGACGGACAGUGAGCAGCACCAGUCUCUGAGGAAGGGAGGCGGGGCCGGGGAUAGGAGGCGGAGCUCUAGCCGGCACCGGCGAUCUAAACCUGACCACGAAGCCUCAUCGGCCGGUUACCACAGCGAGGGAGAGACCUUAAAGGAGCAGCAGGUUCCUCGUCACCUCCCCAAACCUUCCUCCUCCUUCUCAUCCUCAUCAACCAGUCGCCUCCGAGACUUCAAGGAGACCAUGAGCAACAUCAUCCACAGCCGACCCCUCUCCUCCUCUUCCUCCUCCUCUUUACCAGCUGCCGUCCUCUCUGAAAUCACCUCCUCCACCAUCAACCACCACCUCCCCGCCAGCACCGCCGCUUCCUGCUCCUCCUCCAGUAAGCUCCAUGACUGGGAGGCCGACAGCACCAGCAGCGAGUCCAAGUCCAGCUGCUCAGGGGGAGCAGGGUCGGGGAGGUGCCGGCCGGCAUGGAGGCCACGAAGGGAGGUGCUCAACAUCGACAGCAUCUUCAGCCGCGAGAGGCGAAGGCAGGCGGGAUACAGCCCGCUCGGCGCCUCCCUGCAAGAUGACUGCAGAGCUCCGGCCUCCGAAGGAGCAGACGCCUCCUUCCCAGCCCAGGAGGAGGUCAAGUCUGUCAGACCUGGCUCCUCCUGGACUCUCCCCACUACCUCCAACAGCCACAGGGCGGGUGGAGAUGGACCAGGGGGUGGAAGGGGAAGUACAGGAGGUGUUAGAGGAGGGGCAGACCUGCCUCCUCCACCUCCUCCUCCUCCCAGGCUGAUCCAGAGGAUGGAGAGCGGAUACGAGAGCAGCGACAGGAACAGCAGCAGCCCGGUCAGCCUGGACCUGAACCUGGGAGACAGGGAUUGUGCUGUGAAAAAGCCUUCAUCCUCCUCUUCGUCAGGACCGUCAUGGAGGAACAUCCGGUCGAAGAGCAGUGGAGCUCUGCUGCAGGACCUCAGCUCAUCCGGCAGGGGGAGCCUCGCGCCCCCUGCAGGCCGCAGCGAGCUGGACGAGCUGCAGGAGGAGGUGCAGAGGAGAGCGAGGGAGGAGGAGCAGCAGCGACAGCAGGAGAAGGAGAGGGAGGCGGCGCUCGGCUUUAACCCGCGCCCCAGCAAGUACCUGGACCUGGACCAGCUGCAGAUCCAGGGUAAAGGCGACAGCUUUGAGCGGUGCGUGUCGGAGGCGGAGCUUCUGCUGGACCAGUCGGUGCGUCUGGAGCAGGCGGGCGAGGUCGCCGCUGCGCUGUCGGCGGUCAACGAAGCAGUCUCCAAACUGCAGCUGGUGGCGGCUGAGGGCGGAGCUAGUAGUCACAGCCGGCUGCAGCGCUGCAUGAGGAGAGCCCGCAGCCUGCAGCAACGCAUGCAACUGCAGCAGCAGCAGCAGCAGCAGCAGCAGCACUCAGAGGCAGGCAGACAGCCGCUGCAGCAACAACAGGAGGAGGGGCAGCAGCUCCAGGAACAGCCCAGUGAAAAGCCUCUCUCGCUCCAAAUACUUCUGACAGAGAGACAGGGCGACCAAUCAGCUGCCUGUAAGGACCAGCAGAUCCCGCCUCUCUCUCCCUGCCUUGUUAAGCCCCUCCCUCCCAAAAUGAAUUCAGUGUCUGACCCCGCCUCCAGUGCCGGGGCCCUUAUAGCUUCACCGAGGCAGGACAGCAGCUCUCACAUCAGGAAACCCCUAACCAACACCAGGUCCCUCCCUGCUCUGUGCGUGGACACCUGGGAGCAGAGCCCACUAGGCGACUUGGCCCCACCCCCUCCACCUGAGGAGCCGGACCAUCCCCCCCAGUGGGCCAGAACGCCUCCUGUCUCCAUCUCAGCACAGGCCCCACCCAAGCCAUACCCCCGAACCCCGUCGCCUGUUGGCACCUGCGACAGGCGUCCUCAGAUGGAGGAGGAGCCAUAUUACACAAGACACCCACAGGCCACGCCCCCUGCGUCUAACCCCGUCUCCAGACCAGCCCCGCCCCAUUCCACCUACCCAGCCAGGAACUGGUCCUGCUUACACCUGGACCGACCUGAUGUUGUUGAUUCUCCUGUAGACCUGCCAGUCAGCUCGCACCUUUACUCCCCAGACCCCCCUUCCAACACCCUCCCGCCUCCUGCAAGCCGGCCCGGUCUGCCCUCCUCGCCGCCCCCCAGCCAGGACUUCAGAUCCGCCCUGCCUGUGGAGUGCUGGGCAGAAAACGUCAACCGAUACUACGACUCCCAGAACGCAACAGAAGGCGACGGAGCGGCGGCGCCCGACGAGGAGCUGUCGGAGCUGGACUCUCUGUACCAGGCCAGUCUGCUGGCUCCCAGCGUGCACCGGGGCAGCCGUGGAGUCAGUCCUCAGCCAGUCAGCAACAAGCCAGGUGUGAGGAGAAUGCUGUCAGGAUCUGGACGGUCCAAAACGCCGACGGCUGAGAUCGAGCGAUUCGCCUACAGAACACCGGUUGCACCUGUUCAUAAGCAGCCGUCAGGUGAAGACGAGAGCUACAGCGCAGAAAACCUGCGACGCAUCGCCCGCAGCCUGAGUGGAACCGUCAUCGGGUCUCGACCCCAAAACCUCGGCCCCUCCCACAGCUGCGACCCCUCUGUGUCCAGGCCCCCCCUCAGACAUGCCGACCUUCACUCCUCCUCCUCCUCCUCCUCCCUCCUCCGUCGCCCCAGCACCUCCUCCCUGCACCUCCCUUCCUCCUCCUCCACCUCCCUCAUUACAGAUCACUCCCACCACCACCAACCCCGACACCACGGCCCCUCAGCUCCUGCACCUCCUCCGCCGCACCCCCCCUCGCAGACAUCACGGCCCCCGAGCUCGGGCCUCUCAUCCUGGGGACUCUCAGGUGUCCAGCAGCAGUUUCUGGUUGUGUCUGACCGGCGUCCGGCUGUCUCAGGUCAAAGCCUCCACAGCGUCGCGCUGAGUUACGGCACUCUGCCCCGGGCUCCUCGCCGAGCCCCGCCUCCCUCCAACACCGCCUCCCUCCCCAGGCCCAGAGUCUCCUCCGGUCCGGCCCCCCUGCCGGCUCCACAGAAUCUGUACGCCACCCUGUCUUACCCUCGUCGCUCAGCCAACACCGCCUCUAACGGUCACUACCGGCAACCAUCGCUGCCCGGCAACGCUCCGCAGCACCUCGGCCCCCCGCAGCCGCUCCGCCUGGACAUGCCCCCUGAGAGCGACUGGCGCCGUGACACGGACUACAGGACCGUCCGACCCAGCUCCUCCUGGGACCCCCGCACCGCUCGCCUCCGCCAGCCCCCCCCGGCCCCGCCCCGCAGGGACCCCCAGCUCUGCUCGCUCUGCCAGCAGCUUCCCGCGGAGCCGUCCCGUCCCUACUGCCUGUCCUGUGGCGCCUACGUGGCUCGGUUCCGCCCGGCCAGCUGAUCAGACCCCCCCCCCCCCCCCCCCUUUCAUUUUAAAGCUUUUCUUCUGUUCCACAAGUCUCGUAUCCGUCGCCACGAGCUCCACGGCGAGGAUCCAGACAGACGGAACGUGACGUCUCUGUAUUUAAAAUGUGCCAACACGUUGGUGGAUAAAACUCUCUGAUUGGCUCCGAUCAUCAGGCGGGAGACACGACAAGCCGCAGCCACACAGACGCACCUGCACUGAUGCAGAGGUGAUUCUGACCCGGGGCGGGACGGCGACCUGCUAACCUGCUGUCUGUUCAGAAAACUGAGACCGGUAAUCAAUAAAUUAGUCGGGAGCUCUUAUUACUCACUUUAUCCACCGGGUGUCAGAUCAACAUAAACAACAUGUUUAUUUACGGCUCAGUAUUUAACUCGGCUGAUCUUCCAGGUUCAGUUUCUUACGUGAUGAUGAACGGAGUGCGUUUGGGCUUUGGACUGUCGGUCGCCUCUCGUGUUUGAGGACGUCGUGAUCCUCAUUUUCUGACAUUCUUCAAACCAAACGAUUAAUUUGAUAAUUCAUGAAAAGAGUCUGCGGUCUCGAUGUGCGUCUUACCGGGUCAGCGCCGACAGAAGACGCUCGAACCGCUUCCUCAAAGAUAAAACGAUCAGCUCUACUUUUUUUUUGUUUGUUUAGAGUUUAAAAUCUACACACAACACCCUGUUUCUAUUUUAAAUGUGCCAGCUUUUAUUUUGAAAGCAUGUUUCAGUGUUUUUAUAAUGAAGUUGCUUCGUGAUCAUUUCUAAAGAUGCACAGACUCAAACAGCUGCUGGACUAGCCGAUCUUUGAAUUCAGUUUUGCAGGUACUGCCUGUAGACCGGAACACUUUUUGUUUUACAAAGCAAAGAAGAAAUGUUCAAGUCAAGCUCGAUGUUUGCGUGCAUUUGACCGAAGAAUCGGAUCAGGGCUCGCCCUCGCUCUGCGAUCAAAGCCCCGGAUCGCUGCGUCACUAACAAAGUGCUGAACGUUUCAUUAGGGGUCAAACAGAUUUCAUCUGACCAACAGUCUAAACACAAACACAAAUCCACUGCUUCACAUCAGUGAAGCUGGAAGCAGGAGAGCUUUUGCGCGGUUUAUCUGUAAAAAAUAAAACACAAACAAAACAAGAACGAUCGACGCAGAUGAUCGACGAGUCUCUUCAGCCUCGGAGGGUUGAAUCUGACAGCAGGUGGGAAAAGGAGAAUAGGCGGCCGGGAGCAGAGUGUUAGUGAACAGACAGCAGCUGCGCAAACCUCAACAGGAAAUGAAGGACAGCGGAGACACGACAGGAAGGAGAAGAGGAGCUUUUGAAGGAGUUGGUCUCUCGUUUGAAUAUAAAUCUACUCUACUUAUUACUCUAUUUAUUUUUGUAGGCUAGGAGUUGUGCGUAGAUGAAUCUAUUCUACCUGCCUAACAUGAAUAUACUCUCUCCUAUAGACCUGAUCUAAUUUUCUAAAGGCAGUUAGCCGCCUUGUUUGGGAUGUGGAGCCUUCUUAUAUUGUACACGAGGCUGAUUUCUGUCUUCUCAGAGCGCAUUUAGAUUAUUAACAAAGCUUUUAUUUUGACAGAGUUGCAGCUAAUAUUUAGCAUGACGUAUCAUAGCCUUGAGAGAUUCGCUCGACGUCGGUGUACUUCUAUCGUAAUCAUGAUAUAUAUGCAGAUCUGUU